Sphaerodactylus townsendi is the source of this 2174-nucleotide messenger RNA. Its product is annotated as papilin-like. The transcript is spliced from 11 exons. The record is from RefSeq and is a predicted model, not a curated record. Gene Ontology annotation, cellular component: cell surface; extracellular region; plasma membrane. Gene Ontology annotation, molecular function: serine-type endopeptidase inhibitor activity. NCBI's taxonomy places the organism in Eukaryota, Metazoa, Chordata, Lepidosauria, Squamata, Sphaerodactylidae. Bases 56 to 1747 code for a protein of 563 amino acids.
GUUCUGGCAUUAAACAAGCAGCGUCCGCUGCCAGCCAGAGACCAACGUGCCAAACAUGGAAGUGAGAAGAUUCUUGCUCCUGGGGGCAUUCUCUGCCCUGCAGGCUGCUCAUACAGAUCCGGGAACAGAUAUCUGCACCCUCCCUGCAGAGAAGGGCCCAUGUGAUGGCUACUUUCCAGUGUUUUACUAUUCAUCAUCAAGUCACACCUGCAAGGGCUUCAUCUAUGGUGGCUGCGGCGGAAAUGAGAACAGGUUUCCCACCCUGGAAAUGUGUCUUUGGAGCUGCAUGUACAAAGACAUUUGCAGGUUGCCAGUAAAACAGGGGCGCUGCAAACAUCACAAGGUCAGGUACUUCUACAAUCAUACCAACAAAACCUGCGAGAAAUUCACUUACGGUGGCUGCCGGGGCAACAAGAAUCGGUUCCAGACCCUGGACAAGUGUCACACCAAAUGCCUGUACCCAGAGGUCUGCAAACUCCCCGCGGACCCCGGUCCUUGCGAGGCGCACAUGCCUCGCUACUACUACGACCCACACAACAAAUCCUGCGAGCUGUUCGUUUACGGCGGUUGCCAAGGCAACAGGAACCGGUUUUUCACUCUCCAGCAAUGUGAGCAUAUUUGUCACCACCCAGAUAUCUGUGUGCUGCCUGCAGACACGGGGCCCUGUUUCAACUACACCCGCAUGUACCAUUACUCCCCGGCGAGCAAAGAGUGCCUGCCCUUCCCUUACGGAGGCUGCCAGGGAAAUGCCAACCGAUUCCCCACAUUAGAAGAAUGCAUCGAGACCUGCAGUAGGAAAGACAUCUGCAAACUUCCGCAAGAUCCCGGCCCCUGCUCUGGCCACAUUCCCAGAUUCUACUACAACUCGCUCAACAAGACGUGCGAGCAAUUCGUUUACGGCGGCUGCGAAGGGAACGACAACAGGUUUGAAACCCAGACGGAAUGUGCUUGGAAAUGUCGGAAUCCAGAUAUUUGCAAACUGCCUCCAGAGACAGGCCCAUGCAGAGCCGCCCGACUGAGAUACUAUUACAACCCCCGUACUCAAAAGUGUGAGAUAUUCACUUAUGGGGGCUGCAAGGGCAACGAGAACCAGUUUGAAACUCUGGAGGAGUGCGAACAUGCCUGCAAGAAACCAAGUCUGUGUCGACUCCCCCUGAACGCCAGGCAGGAGAAUGCUUCAAUUGCCAUGUAUUACUACAACCCAGCCAAACAGGCCUGUGAGAAGUCCCUGUAUGGAGUCCACAAGGGCAACCCAAACAGAUUUGCAACUCGGGUGGAAUGCUGGGAAACCUGCAGAGAUCCCGAUAUCUGCAAGCUCCCCAAGGAUCCCGGCGCAUGUGAAGAGCGUGUCCUCAGGUUCUACUACGACGCCACCACCAGGCUGUGCACGGCUUUCAACUACACCGGCUGCAAGGGGAAUAAGAAUAACUUUGCCACCAAAGAGGAAUGCCGACAGACCUGUCAGGGCCCAGAGAAACCUGGUUCCUGCCCGCGGGGAUUUCCGGGGAGCUGCCAAGUGACUUGCCAGAAGGACUGCGACUGCCCCGGCGCCAAGAAGUGCUGUUUCACCGGAUGUGGCCAAGUGUGUCUGGAGCCAGUGAAAGCAAAACCUGGAUCUUGCCCACCUGUGCCCGCUGCCGCCACCAAUUCCUGCUCCAAGGGCUGCCAGGAGGACAGCGAUUGCCCCGGCGCAGAGAAAUGCUGCAGCAACGGAGGUGGCCGCACCUGCCAACCCCCCAGACCAUAGAGGUAAGUUUCCUGCUUGUGCUCUGCUGAAUUCCCCACCCUUCGACUGCACCAUCCACGAACCUUCGGCCCACCUUGGCAGGUCACAGACCGAAGACACUCGGCUGUCAGCCUCCACAUGGAGCAAAUCUUUCUCCACGCCGCCAUGUUGACGUCUUUUCACGCGGGACAGGGUUUGGGCCUCGUUCCUCAUCAAGGACUGCAAGAGCAGGAGUUGACCAAGAAGGCGUCGAGAUCAGGUCUCAAACCAGCUUGAAGCAACAAAUAUGGAAAAAAAACUGUGUCCUUGAACACGGACUCAAGUAGAGCACAGGCUGAGACUUCAUUGCGAUGGUAGGACACAGGUUGCAUCAAGGAGAUGACUGAAUUGUUCAAAAUCGUAGCUUGCAUUUUGUUUAGAUUUAAAUUAAAAUUGAGAUUGUAAGGCA